GAUGUUGAAACAUUAGUGGCAUCUCUCCCAGACACCAACUGCUUAGAAAGGGAUUGUUCUUCCUGUACAGUACAUCAUCCAGAUUUUUACUUGUGGAUCUCUCUGUAUGGAAUGCACACUAGUCUCUUAAGUAAAUAUGGGAGUCCAAUACAUUGUGGAAAGCUGUAGACUAUAUCUGACAUCCCAAAGAAAGAUGGUAGAAACAGGUUUGUGUGUGUAGCCAGGAGAGGAAGGGGAUAAGCUGAACAAGAAUUAGACAAGGAGCAUAAUGAUUUCAGAUCUGAUACUAGCCACUGAGAGGCUAAAAACUGAGAAGAAGUACCUCAAUAAAAUGGUUACCAAACUCGUUGAAGAAAACCAGAAGUUCUUGGGUGAAAACAGGCAUUUCCGAGAAAAGAUGGCAAGUUUUCAGAGCUCUCCAGUGCCUAGGAAAAGAGUGGUGGAAGAGAUUGAUGAGGUGAAGUCAACCUUUACCAAGGUCAAGGAGUUGCAAGAUUUAGAGUGGCAGAAGGUGGAAGAGAUUUCUGAAUUCCAUGAAUGUAAGAUUCAUAAGAAUGGAGAAUUUCUAAGUACAGAGAGGAUAAAUCACUUAAAGAUGUAUUUGCAGCAGUGGGAGAGGGAGAUGGAAGACAAGAAGGAGGACAUUAUAAAGGAAAAGCACCAAAUAUCUGAAACAAGAGGAACAGUGGCAGAACAGGGCAAAAUUAUAGAGAAUCUUCAGACACAAAUAAACCACAUGCGAGAGGAGCUCAAAAAUUCAGAACUAAUUGCAUGCCAGCCAAUGGAGCAGAAGGAGGUCCACUCGGAAUCACCGAUGCAUAAGGUGGCCAAAGCAAACUUGCUUGAGAAAUUAGUGAAUAGCUGCCUAAGCAAAAGGCUCUUUUUGCUCAGGAAACCUCCGGAGCUCAAUUUCAAACUUUUACAGUGCUUGAUCAUCCUCCUAGCAUUGUUUAUAUUUUAUACAUAUUUCUUUCAUACUACCUGGAUAUGCCAGUUACUGCCGUGUACCUGCCACAGGCACUAUGCCAGUUGCCUUCGGCCGCACUGACCCUAGAAUAUUUGAAAGGGUCGGGACUGG
Molecule: messenger RNA, 1078 nt
Organism: Mauremys mutica (yellowpond turtle)
Lineage: Eukaryota; Metazoa; Chordata; Testudines; Geoemydidae
Exons: 11
Coding region: 269-1048 (259 amino acids)
Source: RefSeq, a predicted model, not a curated record